AUGUACGACAUCAUCUUGCGCCUGAGACUGGAUGAAGGGGUGCGCGUGGUUAACUUCGCGGAUGACAUUGCCGUGGUCGCCGUGGCAGGGACGACGUACGAGGUCGAGGAUCUUUUCCGCUGCGCCAUCGCAAGGGUACGCGACGCGCUGUGGGGGCUGGGCCUCGAGACGGCAGACCAUAAGACGGAGGCCAUGCUAAUAUCAAGGACGAGGAGGUUGGAGACCAUCACCAUUGAGGUUGGCAACUGCUUCAUUGCCUCCUCUCCUUGCAUCCGCUACCUUGGCCUACAAUUGGACGUGAGGUUGACAUACAACGACCACCUCAGAGCGGCCAGUGUGAAGGCUUCGAAGGUGGCGGGAGCCCUCUCGCAGAUCAUGCUAAUCAUCGGUGGCCCCAGGAGCAGCUCUACGCCAGGGCGGCUCUACGCCAACGUCAUCGACUCAAUCCUCUUCUACGGCGCCCCCAUCUGGAGUCUCGGUUUCCGGAACACAGAUAAAUUGGUUUGCAAUGGUAAUAUCGAUUGUGCCAACGGUGAAGAUGAACGUACGUGCUCUCAUGCAACAGUCGACUGUUCAUCAUUAAAUAAGUUUAAAUGCUCAGAAGGAUCAUGUGUACAUUGGAAUCAUACUUGUGAUAAAUAUCCACAUUGCAUUGGCUGGGAAGAUGAAGAUGAACGACUAUGUAAAGUUAACGAGUGUUUGGAAAAUAAUGGAAAUUGUAUGCAAGAAUGCAUUGAUCUUCCAAUAGGAUACAAAUGUCUUUGUCGUAAAGGAUUUGAAAUGAUUCAAAAAACAAGGUGUAUUGGUCUUAUCGAAGUCGUCGAUGGGAUGCGUAAUGUUACCACGGGGGGUAGUCCAUUCGAACCUUGUCGAUCCGCGCAUCAUUGCGAGAGCUGUAGAUCAUCGGAAUGGCUCAAAUUCCCUCACUGGAAGCGUUUGACUGCAAUGGAGAUAUUGCGUCGGUGGGUUUACGCUGGGAAAAAUGGAAUGUACCUUAUCGCAGCAAACAUUGUGGAUCCCGAGAGACAAAGAGCAACGUUGCUACAUAUGGGUGGCCUAUCGCUGCAAGAGAUUUUCUACAACACACCAGGAGCUGAAGUGACUGGUGCUGAGCUUUACAAAACAGCGCUUGAAAAGCUGGAUGAAUACUUCACUCCAAAGCAGAGUAAAGUGUAUGAGAGACAUUUGUUUAGAUCUAUAAAGCAAGAAGCGGACGAGAAAUUUGAAAAAUUUGUUGUGAGACUGCGUCACCAAGCAGCUAAGUGUAAGUUCAACAAAAUUGAAGAUGAUCUGAUAGAUCAAAUUGUGGAAAAAUGUGCGUCAAAUGAUUUGAGAAAAAAGAUUUCAACAAUGGGAGAUGACGUGACACUUGAAAAAAUUAUAGCAGAAGCUAACGCAUGGGAAGCUGUUCAGAGGCAGCUCAUGAAUUAUGAUCCAAAUAAACUUUUAAAGCAUCAAAGCGACUAUGAAAUGUGUGCUGCUAGAGAUAAAAAGUAUUUGAAGUGUGGAUUUUUAGGGCAUUUUCGUUCACAAUGCCGAACCAAAGCAACAAAAAGGAAAUCUGAUGUACCAUCCUACAAUGAUAAAAGAAAACAAUUUAAAACUAAGGAUCAAGAAAGUGUAGACUAUAUAUUCAAUAUAAAUGACGAUGAUGAAGUCAUAAUCUGUAACAUUGGAGGUGUAAACACCGAAAUGAUAAUUGACUCAGGAAGCAAAUGCAAUACUUUGAGCGAUACAGCGUGGGAAAAUCUUAAACAAAACAAAGUUAAAUUAUUGUGUCAAACAAAAACUCCAGAUAGGAAAUUCAUGGCAUAUGCAGGCCAGAAAGUACUGACUAUACUUGGCUCAUAUGAAGCAAUCAUUGAAGUUAACAAUGUAACGAGUAAAGUGACAUUCUACGUAGCAAAAGAUGGACCAAGAAAUCUAUUGGGUAAGGUGACAGCAAAGAAUAUGGGAGUACUCCGUGUAGGGUUGAAUGCAACUGCCAACGACAGAGUAGCAACACCUGUAAAUGAAAUCAAGGAAUAUGAUGGAAAAGUCUUCCCAAAAAUAAAAGGUGUCAAACUUAUUAUACCUAUCGAUUCAUCAAUAAAGCCUAUAAAUCAGUCAUAUUGCAGAAUACCCAUACCUUUAGAAAAAAAAGUGAAUGAAAAAAUCAAAGAGUUGAAAGAAGCUGACAUAAUUGAAGCUUUAGACAAACCAUCCGAUUGGGUUUCGCCGAUGGUACCAGUUCAAAAGAGUAAUGGUGAGGUCAUAAUCUGCAUAGACAUGAGGCGUGCAAAUGAGGCAAUCAUUCGUGAGAAUCAUCCGUUACCAACAAUGGAUCAACUUUUGGCCAAAUUUAGUAAAGCGAGUGUUUUUUCAAAACUCGACAUAAAAAAUGCAUUUCAUCAAGUUGAAUUGAGUGAAGAAUGCCGCUAUAUAACAACGUUCAUCACGAGUACAGGCCUGCAUCAGUAUAAACGCUUAAUGUUUGGGAUAUCCUGCGCACCAGAGUGUUUUCAAAAAAUUCUGGAACGAAUUCUGUUGCCAUGUGAAGGAGUCACGAAUUUCAUUGACGAUAUAAUCGUUUUUGGUUCAAACUUGGAUGAACAUAAUCUGCGACUCAGGAAAUUAUUAGUUGUUCUGGAAGAAAACAAUAUACCUUUGAACAAAGCUAAAUGCAUUUAUGGAGUUACACAGGUGCAGUUUUUAGGACAUGAACUGUCAUCAAAGGGUAUAAAACCAAUGGACAAGUACACUACUGCGAUAGCCAGUUUUAGAUCGCCGUCGACAAUCGAAGAGCUUCAAAGUUUUAUUGGAUUAGCGACAUACCUGGGCAAGUGGAUACCAAAAUUUUCAACACUUACUGAUCCGUUGCGUCAACUACUAAAACUAAAAUUUGGAAAAUCAGCAAGUAUAAAACAACACUGGACCACUGACAAGCAGCAGGCUUUUCAGCAGCUGAAAGAUGAGUUGACAAAUAUUCGGACACUUGGAUAUUACAAUCCCGAAGACAAAACUCAAGUCAUCGCCGAUGCGAGUCCAGUGGGACUCGGAGCUAUUCUCAUUCAAAUUGACAACAACGGGCCGCGUGCUAUUGCUUACGGAAGUAAGAGCCUUACAGAUUGUGAAAAAAGAUACUGUCAGACCGAAAAAGAGGCACUCGCACUGGUGUGGGCGGUCGAACAUUUCGAUAUAUACUUACGAGGUAAAGAUUCGUUCGACUUGAUCAGCGAUCAUAAGCCACUUGAGGUAAUUUUUGGACGGAAAUCAAAACCAUGCGCAAGAAUCGAAAGAUGGGUCCUGAGACUGCAAUCAUAUAAUUUCAGAAUAAAAUACAAACCUGGAAAAACCAAUAUUGCAGAUCCGUUGUCUAGGCUGUGUUUGAAUGCAAAUACAGUACCGUUCGAAAUGACUAAUUACGUUAAUCUUAUUGUAGGAAGCUCAUGCCCAACAGCUUUAUCGCUAGCCGAAAUCAAGCAAGCUAGUAAAACCGAUAAAGAAAUAAAUUUAGUCAGAGAAGGUCUAUACAACAACCAUUGGAUUCAGGAUGUUAACAGCUACAGGAUUUUUGAGUCAGAGCUCUGUUUUGAAGAUAAAAUUCUACUUCGCGGACACAAAAUUGUUAUCCCAGAGGCAUUGCGAUCCAGAGUUUUGGAAGCAGCACAUGAAGGGCACCCAGGAAUUGUGUCAAUGAAAGCUCGACUGCGCACCAAAGUAUGGUGGCCUAAAAUUGACCGAGACGCCGAAAAUUUUGUCAAGUGUUGCAAGGGAUGCACUUUAGUAUCAGCUCCAAAUUUACCACACCCAAUGAAGAGACGUUCAUUACCAACAAAAGCGUGGACUGAAGUAGCAAUCGACUAUUUGGGACCAUUGCCUAGCAAACACUACCUAUUCGUGAUUGUCGAUUAUUUCAGUAGAUACAAAGAAAUCAAAGUGAUGACAAGCAUCACAGCCAGCGAAACCAUUAAGGUAUUGAAAGAGAUCUUUUCUAGACUAGGAAAACCUUGGUCUAUAACUGCAGAUAAUGCAAAGCAGCUCAAAGACUGCAGAGAAUUUGAUGCAUUUUGUCUAGAAUAUGAUAUACAUCUGGAGCACACAAUUCCCUACUGGCCACAAAUGAAUGGCGUGGUAGAAAGGCAGAAUCGUGAUAUACUGAAAAGACUAAAAAUUAAUCAACUUCAAAAAACUGACUGGAAAGACGACUUGUUUAAAUAUUUAAUGAUGUAUAAUAGUACACCUCACUCUACAACAGGAAAAUCGCCGUCAGAGAUGUUUUACAACAGGUUAUUUCGAGAUAAACUACCAUCAGCUAUGAAUAUUGAAAAUGAUCGUGUAAUGGUAAAAGAAGGAGAUGUCAGAGUACAAAAUGACGAGAAAGGAUUGCAGCAAAGAAGGAAUGUUGUUCAUCUCAAAAAAGUAGAAGGAAAAUGGACUGUGUGUGAGAAAGAAAACCAAGAAAAUCAAAAUUAA
This is a messenger RNA of Trichogramma pretiosum, 4455 nucleotides long. RefSeq lists its product as uncharacterized. Gene Ontology annotation, biological process: DNA integration. Gene Ontology annotation, molecular function: nucleic acid binding; calcium ion binding; protein binding. Bases 1 to 4455 code for a protein of 1484 amino acids. Lineage: Eukaryota; Metazoa; Arthropoda; Insecta; Hymenoptera; Trichogrammatidae. The transcript is spliced from 6 exons. The record is from RefSeq and is a predicted model, not a curated record.